AUGUCCAGAGACGCAAGACACCUCGAUGCAGGGCAUGAAAGCCUCGCCAUCAACAAUACCUGCAUCCGCCGCUUCCUUACUCUUGUUGCCCUCAAGACUACCGCACGGUUCUUUCAUCGCCAAGGCGCUUGCGUCCCCAUUUCGAGACGCCUAAUCGUCAAGUCGGAUGCCUUUGUCGACUUGACAGAAGGAGCAACAAUGAAAUUUGUCGCCAACAACACCUCCGUCCCUAUACCCAAGGUCUGGUGCUCCUUUACUCGCAAUGGACGCGUAUACCUUGUCAUGGAGAGAAUACGAGGCGAUUGCAUCGCGAAAGGAUGGGAUGAUCGAUCCAAAGAAUCCAAGGACAAGCUCUUGGCGCAGUUGAAGCUCAUGGUGGAAGAAAUUCGUUCGCUUCAGCCUCGCCCUGACGCGGGGGUCGAGAGCUGCGUUGGCGGGUCGUUAUUCGAUAGCCGGAUGCCCCGUCCAGAUCGCCGCUUCGGCCCUUUCCAAACCAUACAAGAAUUUCACUUGUGGCUGAGGGACAACUUGCGGCCCUCGGAAGCCGAGAAGCCUGAGCAGGCGGCUGAACAAGAUUGGAAGGACGUCAAGGACAUGGCCGCUCGACAGGACGGGCCUUGGCCUCGGCCAGUCUUCACGCACGGUGAUUUGAACCCAUGCAAUAUAAUUGUCCGAGGGGAUAAAGUUGUUGGCAUCAUCGACUGGGAAUUUUCUGGUUGGUAUCCAAAUUAUUGGGAAUAUACGUCUGCGUGGUGCACCCAGAUAUUGAGAACAGAGUGGCAGGAUCUACUCAGCAGCUUCUUGGAGCCAUUCCCAGAGGACUUGGAGAUGGAAAGGACUAGGCAGAGGUGGUGGGGAGAGAUCUGA
This is a messenger RNA of Metarhizium robertsii ARSEF 23, 867 nucleotides long. Its product is annotated as protein kinase subdomain-containing protein. The transcript has a single exon. Bases 1 to 867 code for a protein of 288 amino acids. The record is from RefSeq and is a predicted model, not a curated record. NCBI's taxonomy places the organism in Eukaryota, Fungi, Ascomycota, Sordariomycetes, Hypocreales, Clavicipitaceae.